GUUGAAAAAGGUUGGUCUAGUUAUUUCACCUAAUUUUACCACCCUUAUAACAAUGCAUGCAUUGUGGGCUGUUUGAAUUCUACAGGCCCCUAGAGACAAUUGGGUCGCUGAACUGCCACUAUUUAUGGGGCUUUACCUUUGUCAACAGUGCAAAAUGCCUCAGGGGGCCAGUAUGUUCCUGCUCACCUCUGCAACAAUGAACUCAAAUGUUUCCCGUUCUGCUGCAGGGUUGGGUGCAGUGGGGGGGAGGACUCGGUUCGCCAGUGAGUUGUCUGAUCUCCGAGAUGGGCUCACAUGGAGGAGAGGAUUGUGGGCGUACGGCUGAGGCCCUGUGCUUAGAGGUCAGGCCCCUGCAGAGGGCCACACUUGGAGUCAGACUUGCCCACAGGAAGGCGUUCAGUCUGGACUAUAUGGACACCCAUCGAGAGGCUCACUACAGAGGGCGAUACUCCCCACGAGGAUUCGCUCAUCUGCUCUUUCCAGACUGUGAUGUCCUCACUGGACAUACGCUGAGGUCCACUGCCAGCCAGCAGGCUUCCACUUCCCCAUGCCAUAGGAUAAGCCCUCCUGCUCAGCCUCCCUAUAGUAGGGCUAUGAUGCUUUCGAGGAGGUCCGAUCUUGAUCCUGUUAGAUCAGAUAUUAUUAGAGGCUCUCGCGAAGAUCAGGGAGCAGGUAGCUCCUUCAACCACAGAGCUCCUCUGAUGUCUCUCAGCACCUCUGAGGAGGAACAGGAGGUUGGGGAGCGGGCUGGCAGAGUGACUUCAUCCCUGCUCACACCUACUCCCACUGGGGAACGCAGGCUGAGCAAGAGAGAGAGGAAACGACUGAAGAGCCUGAGGAGGAGACAGAGGAGGAGAGAGCGCUGCAGACAGAACCAGCAGCAGGAGAACGCGCAGAGCUCUACAGGGAACCCAUCUAGCAGCAGUGAGGAUGAGGAGCUGCCCAGCCGGGAUCGUGAAGGCUAUAUUUGUGCAGUGUGUCUGGAUGUCUACUUCAGUCCAUACAUGUGCCAUCCCUGCAGCCACGUCUUCUGUGAGCCUUGUCUGCGGACACUGGCCAAGAACUGCCCCACCAACACACCCUGUCCAUUGUGCAGAACCACCAUAACACAUGUUUUCUUCCAGAAAGAACUGAACCAUACAGCUCGUAUGUUCUUCCCGAAGGAAUACCUGUCUCGGAAGCAGAAUUUCCAGAAAGCGAGCUGUGCAAAAUGGCCUCUUCCGAGCUGCCGUAAACUGUUUCGCAUUUUCGGAGGCUUUCAAAGGCAGGCAAGUCCAAUUGGCAGACGCCAGUUCCCUCACAGGGGCUACAGGCUUGAUUCCUUCAACUUUGAGGAUGAUUCGCAUGGCUGGCGAUUUGACAUGGACAUGGUGAUCAUAUACUCCGUCAACUGGGUCAUUGGCUUCAUUAUCUUCUGCUUCUUCUGCUAUUUUUUCUUCCUCUCUUUUUAAAGAGAAGGCGCGAGAAGCUGUCUGCAGUGUUUCUGAACUCUUAGGACAAUAGAGAGGUCGGCAAAAAAGGAAUCGUACUGCAGCUGCUUCUGGACUAUA
Messenger RNA from Rhinichthys klamathensis goyatoka, 1550 nucleotides. RefSeq names its product ring finger protein 180a (gene rnf180a). Gene Ontology annotation, molecular function: ubiquitin conjugating enzyme binding; ubiquitin protein ligase activity; metal ion binding. Bases 207 to 1451 code for a protein of 414 amino acids. Gene Ontology annotation, biological process: serotonin metabolic process; norepinephrine metabolic process; positive regulation of proteasomal ubiquitin-dependent protein catabolic process. The transcript is spliced from 4 exons. Lineage: Eukaryota; Metazoa; Chordata; Actinopteri; Cypriniformes; Leuciscidae. Gene Ontology annotation, cellular component: endoplasmic reticulum membrane. The record is from RefSeq and is a predicted model, not a curated record.